Messenger RNA from Megalops cyprinoides (Indo-Pacific tarpon), 951 nucleotides. RefSeq names its product olfactory receptor 52B2-like. Gene Ontology annotation, cellular component: membrane. The coding region runs from base 1 to 951 and encodes 316 amino acids. The transcript has a single exon. Gene Ontology annotation, molecular function: G protein-coupled receptor activity; olfactory receptor activity. Gene Ontology annotation, biological process: G protein-coupled receptor signaling pathway. Lineage: Eukaryota; Metazoa; Chordata; Actinopteri; Elopiformes; Megalopidae. The record is from RefSeq and is a predicted model, not a curated record.
AUGGAAGUCGAAUUUUCAAACGAAACCUUUCAGUUUGAUUUGAAGAUUGCCAGCUUCGACAUCCCUCCGCUGGCAACGUACCCCAUGUUCUUCUUAGGUCUUCUGCUCUACUUGUUCUCCGUUUGCUGCAACCUGCUCAUACUGGCUUUGAUCAUCAUGCAGAAGAACCUUCACAAACCCAUGUUCAUCAUCCUCUUUAGCCUGCCACUGAACGACCUCAUAGGCAUAACCGCCAUGCUUCCCAGGGUGCUGUCAGACAUCGUGACACAAGCACACUCCGUCUAUUACCCCACAUGCGUUCUUCAGGGAUUCCUGCUCCACAUGUACGGAGGUGGCAUCCUCUUUAUACUCGCAGCCAUGGCGUUUGACAGAUACAUUGCAAUCUGCAAGCCGCUGAGGUACAACUCAAUCAUGACCCCAUCCACUGUGUUGAUCAUCAUAGCAAGUGCCUGGGGUCUCGAUCUUAUUUUGGUUGGAGGCCUUUUUUUCCUUCACAUCGGAAUUCCCAAGUGCAAAAAUUUCAUCUCAAAUGUCUACUGUGACAAUCCAAGUCUGCUCCGCCUCACCUGUGGGAGUGACCUAACCAUAAACAACAUUUACGGGUUGUUUAUCACUGCUACCAUGCAGAUUAUUAGCGUAUCUAUUCAGUUAUUUUCCUACAUACAUAUUCUGGUCACAUGCUUUCUUCAUCGCCAGUCUGACGCCAAGAACAAGGCUUUGAACACCUGUCUGGCUCAGAUAACCGUGUUUCUGCUCUUUGAGAGCGUUUCAACAAUUGCAAUACUGUCAUAUCGCUUUAAGGAUGUCACGCCCAAUGUGCGAAAGGUUUCAGGGAUGCUGAUUUUUCUGGUCCUACCAGUAUGUAAUCCUAUACUGUAUGGGGUGAAAACAAAAGAAAUAAGAACGACGUUAAUAAUGGUGGUGAAAAGGAAAAGAAUUGCCUGUACGUAG